AUGUGGUCGGCGGUCCAGUAUCGUCGACUGGGCAAACAAGUCGAGCGAGAUUGGAACAGGCGUCACAACGGAAAGGAGUUUGCGGAAGAUGCCGAUGCCAAUGUCGACGUCGAAGCCGGAAAUCGCGUCAAAUCGCCUCGAACGGCUUCCUCUCCUUCGACUUUGAGGUCAGUCUCAGACUCUCGUACGAGCACCGAACGUUUCGACCACUCUUCAGAUCAGACUCCGAUAGGGGAAAAAGAACAUCAAGGUUCUAACCAAGGGGAUCGUGUAUCCGAGAAGUCCUCGACAGCCGAUGGAUCAAGGAGUGACAAUGACAAUGAAAAAAUCCUGGUCGAGUUAGAAGGGGAGUCGGACCCCCUCGACCCAUGCAACUGGUCUCUUCGCUCACGGUCCAUCAAUAUUGCGGUCCUCUCGUUCCUCAUCUUCGCACAAGGUUGGGCCGGCGCCGCGGACUCGAUGGCCAACGAGUCCAUUAGCAAAGAGUUCCACGUCAGCGCCGUGGCCGAGAACCUCUCGCAGUCAAUGUAUUUGUUUGGUAUUGGUUCUGGAUGUCUCAUUGUCGGACCACUUUCGGAAACGGUUGGGCGGAACCCGACGUACCUGGUAUCGUCACUCUGCUACAUGUUCUUCGUGCUCGGCUCGGCACUCGUGCACAAAUUUGGAGGACAGGUGGUAUGUCGAUACUUUGUGGGGUUGUUCGCCAGCGCCACCUUGGGCAUCAACGGCGCCAGUGUGGGAGACCAGUUCCGGGCGGUGAAGCGAUCGUUUGUGUUUCCGGUCAUCGCAUGGGCCAAUGUUGCUGCUCCCAUGAUGGCACCCGUGGCAGGCGGAUGGAUAACCUCGGACCCAAAACUAGGCUGGCGAUGGUGCGAAUGGAUCACACUAAUCAUCUCGGCGGCAGCAUUCAUCGUGGCAUUUUUGUUCUUGCCAGAAACAUAUCUUCCAGUGCUGCUUGACUGGAAAGCCAAACAUCUCCGACGCGUGACCGGCGACGAUCGAUACCAGUCCAAACACGCCGAAAUACCGUCCCUUGCAAAAAGAGUCAAACAGGUCCUCCCGAUGUCAGUGACAUUCUGCACCACCGAACCCGUCAUCGUCGUGCUAGGCGCGUUCCUGGUCCUGUUGUACAUCCUCAUGUACUCCUUCCUCUCGGGUUUCGAGUACAUUUUCAAAAAAAGAUAG
Molecule: messenger RNA, 1185 nt
Organism: Exophiala dermatitidis NIH/UT8656
Lineage: Eukaryota; Fungi; Ascomycota; Eurotiomycetes; Chaetothyriales; Herpotrichiellaceae
Product: MFS transporter, DHA1 family, multidrug resistance protein
Exons: 2
Coding region: 1-1185 (394 amino acids)
Biological process (GO): transmembrane transport
Molecular function (GO): transmembrane transporter activity
Source: RefSeq, a predicted model, not a curated record